Molecule: messenger RNA, 5607 nt
Organism: Trichobilharzia regenti
Lineage: Eukaryota; Metazoa; Platyhelminthes; Trematoda; Strigeidida; Schistosomatidae
Source: the annotation of a GenBank genome assembly
AUGGAUUUAAAAGCUGAGGUGUUUUUCCUCAUUGUGAAGCUUUUAGAAAACGAAGGCUGUUCAAGUGCAGCUGAGUUGAUAAAAAAGUUUAUUGACGAGAAAAAAUUGUUACCUGAGCGAAUCAACACAGCUGGAUUAUUAUUCCACAAUACAUAUGACAACUAUGAUAGUCUCCAUAGCUUGAGUAGCCCGUCUUUAUUGGUAGAAUAUUAUGAGCUAUUGAUGAAGUUGGUGCACGAUGGCAAAAGUUGCUCAUCACAUGCGAAAACUUUGAUGGGAAUUCAAAGUAGGAUGAAAAGGUCGUUUCGUGCCAAAGGAACAGAAUUCAGUAUAGGCUUGAGUGAAUACAACAAGUCAAAAAAAUUGUUGUUGAAUCACCUACAUCGAUGCUCGAAGCUUCAGUUUCAUAUCCUCGCUCAUCGUACUGCUAUAUACUGUUUGGAGUUUGACAAACGUGGCAAAUAUGUUUUCACGGGUUCGGAUGAUUACACUAUAAAAAUCUGGUCCAUAAAAGGUUCAAGAAGUGCAUCAGCCUGUACUUUACGGCAUACUCUUCGAGGUCAUGUUGCAGAAAUAAUUGAGCUUGCUAUAUCUGCAGAUAAUCACUUACUAGCCUCAAUCGAUUCAAAUUGUUGUUUAGUUGUAUGGUGUUUACAAACUGGUCAACCAGUAGUAUCUGUACGCGGUUCACGUAAUAAUCGGGUGUUAUCUGGUCUUGGUUUUCUUACUGUACCAAAAGUGGUGCUUUCUAAAGAUGACGUUUUAUCUGAUUCCAGUGAGCGUAAGCAUCCUUCUGGUAUGCUUAUAGUAUCAUCUUUUGGCGGCUUUCUGCACAUAAUACCAUAUAUUCACACUGUUUACUGUAAUUAUCAUUAUCAUCAUUAUCAUUCUGCUGAUGAGUUUGGUAGCGCAACGAAUAGUUCUGAAAACAGAUGGAUAUGUUGUAAUGUUGAAUUACUUCCAGCGAUUCGUUUUACAACAGCUUCUGAAGGUACUCCAAAUGUAUUUUGGCCAUCCAUUGCGUGUAUUGACAUUAGUCCCGGUGGACUUUUAGUGGCAGCUGGUUGUUCAGAUCAGAAUAUCCGUUUGUAUCAAUUCACGAAUCCAUUAAAACCAGAACCAGCUGGUAUACUGGCUGCUCAUGAGGAAAGUGUGAACAGUGUAGCAUUUAGUCAUUGUGGACUAAAAUUAGCUACUGGCAGUUCAGUUGGUGCAAGUUGUUGCUUAUGGAAACUUCAAGCUGGCCAAUGGAGAAGUAUGAAGUUACAAUUUGGUAAAAGAGUGAAAUGUCGUCCCUGUUUAUUAGUCUGGUCUAUACACGAUCAAUAUUUAAUCUCUUCCAUGAAGAAUGGAUCUGUUUAUAUCUAUUUUGGACAUAGUGGACAAUUGGUUACAGUGAUUGAUGGACAUGAAGGCGCCAUUCAUGCUGUAUCUCCAUCACCAUUCGAUGAAAAUAUUUUAGCCACAGGUGGAGUUGACGGUCGUUUUCAAUUGUGGAAUAUUUCAAAUCUUCGACGUUAUGAACAGCAUAAAAAACAGUAUGAUGAAGAAAGUCAUCUGUUUGCUGAAACAACAACAACUGGUGGUCUUGCAUCAUCGAUAGAACAGCCUCUACUAUUUCAUCAUCGUUUCCCUCCUAGUGAACUGGAUGUUACACAAGGCUUAGUAUGGCGUUUUAACGAUCCUACAGAUGAUCAACCGAUAUGGCCUCGUGGAAUUCCAAAUCCUUUCAUCCGGAGAAAUACUCGUGAACAAUCAGGGUUGAUGGUGGUAGAUCAGACGACGAAUACAACAAGUGAGAAUAUUACUGGUACUGGUAGUACUAGUUAUACGUCUAAUCAUUCAUCAUCUCUUCGUACACUGACAGAAUCUCGUUCUUCUACUUCGGGAACAAGAGGAGGUGGUGGUGGUGGUGCAACAAAUAGUAAUACUAAAUUACAGCGAAUAACCGCCUGCCGUGUAUUACCUACAGCUGAAGGUGUUGGAUUCCUUGUGGUUACAAAGAGUGGUGUCAUGUCAUUAUUUUCUCCAUCAGAAGAAUCUACAUCUUACACUUCUCAGUCCAAUAACGUUGAGUCAUCAACACCAUUCGUUGAUGAACAAUUCCUUCACUGGGAAUUAGAUACAGCCGAAUGGAGAGAAGUUGUACCACAGAUGUCUACAACGCAUAACAACAGUGAUUCCAAUCUACUUCGUAUCUAUGAGAAUACUUUACACGUAUUAGGAAGUCCUCCAGCACCACAAACUAUCACUCCAGUAUCGAAUACCAGAGUUAAUUCAUCACGAAGAAGGUUACAGAACAAUAGUAUUAAUAGUAAUAAUAAUAAUAACAAUAAUAAUGGUAUUGACUCCAAUAAUAAUAAUAAUAGCAACAACAGAAUAUUAGAUCCAUCUGAUGGCAACAUUAGUAAUGUUCGUUAUACACCUCCACCUUGUGUUCUAUACGAGAUUAUACAUGCUCCAAGCGGUGUACCAUUUCAUCGAUUACCACCAGGUUAUUUAACAAAUUUCAGAGGAUUUCCAUAUCCAUCUAGACGUCAAAAACAAAUACCAGGUCGUAGUCAUUUAGUAGAACCUCUGGAUUUAUUGCCAUCAGUAACAUUGGAUGAAGAAACUGAUGAAGAUAUCGUUGUGGAUGAUAUUCAAUUUUGUUCAAAUAUUCCACCAGAUUAUUGUCCAUUACCACAAUUAUCAAAUAAUGAACCAGUACAUGGUAAAACGUAUUUAUGGUGUUCACCAUGGUUAACUAAUCAAACACCCUUAAUAGAAUCAUUUGAAGGAGAAGAAUUGAAUUUAAAAAUUGCUGAACAAAAUCGGAAAUAUGAAGAGGAGAGAAAUUUCUUUUGUGCUGGCGGUGAACCUGUUGUAUCUUUUGGCGAUGAUUUUACUGCUUCCAAGAAUUCAACUGAACAAAUAAUUAUUAUGCAACCUGAAGGGAAUUGUUUCCACCGAUCCCAGAUAUCAUCAUCACAGAAAUUACUUUCUCCAACUUCUUCUAAAACAUCACAGCCAAAAAUCAAUAAUACGCCAAAUUCUUGUGAUAUACUAAAACAUGAAAUAUCUGAUGAUGAAAAGCAAUUGGCAGAUGAAAAUGUAUCAAAUGUGACAACCACCAUCAUCACAAAUAUCAGUUCAGAUCAAAUUGAUGGUAAAGAUUCAGGCUGUACUCUUCGUGUGUCUACUAGGUCUUCAACACUGCUACAAGUUAAUCCUAGUCAACCUUCAGUCUGUCUUACAACACCAACAGAUGAUCAAGAUGAUGCUGAAGGUCAAGAUGAUUCUUCUGAAGAAUCUGAAUGGUCAGCACACAUUGAUGUUGAUAUCGGAUGGUGGAGAAGACAACGUCGUCGAAGAACUCGACGUCAAGUGGCCAUGAUGAAUGGAGCUGAUAUAUCCGCUUCAAAUGAUGCUGAUCAGAUAAAUUCUAAUGAUUUAGAUAGCCUAGAAAUAGAACUUGAUCAAGAUGAUACCAAUAUGGAAAUGAUAUUGUAUGAUGAUAUUGGUGAUGCAUCUCUUUCCUCUGGUUAUACAGAAACUAAUCAAAGUGGAUCGAAUAUGGAAGGGAAUGUUCGACGUUCCCUGCGUCAACAACGUCGUCUCCUGUUGAAGAGAAGACUUCUUCGAGAGGCGAAAAAAGCUGAAGCAAGAGCUAAAAAAGCAGAAAUUGAAAGAAGAUGUUCAUCUGCACGUCGUUCUCGUCGAUUUCUACGCCUAUCUAAUGAUGAUAGUAGUAGAAUAGACGAAGAUUCUACGAGUCGUGAUACAUGUAUGCCUGAAUCGUCUAGUCGUCAAUUCGGCAAGUCAGCGGAAGUGACUGAAACUGUAAAGAAUGAAGCCCUAUUGUCGAGAAGAGAACGUCUUAAACGCCGUCUAGUUCGUAGUGUUGAUUACGCUGUCAUGACAGGUAGUCGACUACCCUUAUCUAGAAUCCCAUUAGACUGUUACCUCUCUCCUAACUGUGAAGGUGAAGAAGAAGGAGUCAAUGAGAAUAAUUUUAUUCUACCGUAUACAAAUAUAAUUCGUUGGCAUGGUCCUUACUUUGAUUGGUUAUCAACGUUGGCGCCUGCUGCUUCACCGUAUCUACCACAGGCGGGUGAUCGUGUUGUCUACCUAUAUCGUGGUCAUCAAGAUUACUUAUCUAAAGCCUGGGAAUGUGGAAGUCUACCGUUGAUGGAAAGUUUAGCCAAAGAGGGAAAUAAUAGGUCAUCGCCACAACAGCAGCAGCAAUCACCUUGGAUAGUUUGGCCUGGUAUACCUCAAUUCUUAUGUUGUACUGUGGUCAAAAUCACUUAUCAUAUUGUACGUAUUGCUGGUAGUCAAUCGCAUUCAUCACGUCCCAAUACACGUUACAAGAAGACAAGAAAAAAUUCAUAUACUACGAAGUGUCUUCGACAAUCACAACAAUUAGUUAACUUGAAAGAUUUAAAUUCCACCUGCAAUGAUGAAGAUCAUAAAUUUCCAUUGUCCUCCGCCUCGUCCUCGUCGUCGACGUCAUCAUCCUCAUCAUCAGGGAAAAGUGAAUGUCCAGUCGCAUCGACUAGUUUCACGAAUACAUGUACACACUCACCUUUGCCAUCUUCAUCAGCCUAUGACAGUGGGGACAGUUUUGUUCGAUUGAUCACGCUACACCUGGAAAUUGAACAAGAGCAACCUUACAAGAAUUUAAAGUGUUAUAAUAAUAAUAAUAAUAGCUCCGGUGAUGGAUAUUAUUCUCACAAUUGUAAAGAACACCAGCCUACAACCAUCUAUGUCACUUACCAUGAUGUUGAUGGAAUUUUAGAAUUUAUUUUUCUUCGUCGGAUAUUUGAUGCAGCUUUGAAAAGAAAAUGGAAACCAGGUGACUUAUUUAUAUGUCCAGUUGGUGAUUCAUGGUGGCGUGGUUAUGUUAUCAAAAGUCUAAUGAUGAAUACAACAGAUACGCUGAUAUCACAACCGAGUACAUCAAAAAUGACAAUUGACCCAUCGGUGUUAUACGCAUCAACAACUUCUUAUUUGGUUCGUUGGUUAGAUGAGAAUGAACCAUCUCUAAGUAAUAAUAAUACAAUAAUAGAUAAUAUGAAUAACCUUCAACACGGUAAUGAUGGCAUUAUGACAUCAUUAGAAAAGUUACCAGAGAAUUAUGAUCAAUUAAAUGCAUGGGAUAUGUAUAAAUGGUAUCCAGAAAGUAGUGAAAUGAUGAAUGGUGGAACACUAACACCACCAACAACAACAUCAAAGGAAGAUAGCACCACCUCUUUAGAAUAUACUUUGUCCGGAGGUCUACUUAAUGGAUAUGUGUAUAUUUCACAUGAACAACUGUGUCUUCUCUAUGGGACUUCAAAAUAUUGGAAUGUAACUAAUCAAUCAGAUGGUGAUUAUCUAUCAGAAAUGAAACGUAUUGUUGACUGUAUUGCUCAGAUUUCCCCAAUGAAGCAACUAAAUAAUGGUGAUAUCAGAAUAUAUUAAUUGUCUGUCUAUGGAAGGACAGACUUCAACUUGUGACAGCAUCCAGAAGUUAUACUCUUUAUCGUAUUCCCAAUGUCAGAGCACAGUGUAGCCGCAUAACGGCAGUGCCUUCCUUUAUAUUUCCAAAAUAUUUCGAGGUAACUUUGAAGUCCCGCUGUAGUA